Messenger RNA from Styela clava, 926 nucleotides. Its product is annotated as large ribosomal subunit protein uL2-like. Gene Ontology annotation, molecular function: structural constituent of ribosome; RNA binding. The record is from RefSeq and is a predicted model, not a curated record. Gene Ontology annotation, biological process: cytoplasmic translation. Gene Ontology annotation, cellular component: cytosolic large ribosomal subunit; ribosome. NCBI's taxonomy places the organism in Eukaryota, Metazoa, Chordata, Ascidiacea, Stolidobranchia, Styelidae.
UUGUGAAAGAACCGGAUGACAAAAAGUUUGAAUCCCGCCACUGGUUGGAAGCCAUCAUUUUUAUCAAAAUUAUUCAACCAUGUACCGCUUAAAGGCUUGACUCCGAGUAUGGGACGGGUCAUCAGGUGUCAGCGAAAAGGACCUGGCGGCAUCUUUAAAGCUCACACGAAACAUAGGAAAGGGGCAGCGAAAUUACGAGCUGUGGACUACGCAGAACGUCAUGGUUAUCUAAAAGGAAUUAUUAAGGAUAUUGUCCAUGAUCCAGGUAGGGGAGCACCUUUGGUGAAGGUUCAAUUUCAAGAUCCAUACAAGUACAAAAGACGAAUGGAAACCUUUGUUGCAGUGGAAGGAAAUUAUACCGGUCAAGCUAUUUAUUGUGGCAAAAAGGCCCAGCUUCAAAUCGGAAAUGUCCUACCAGUCGGUUCAAUGCCUGAAGGUACAGUUGUCUGCUGUCUUGAGGAAAAAAUGGGGGAUCGCGGCAAAGUUGCGAAAACAUCUGGAAAUUAUGCAACAAUCAUUGCUCAUAACCCGGAUACCAAACGCACAAGAGUAAAAUUGCCAUCCGGUUCGAAAAAACUCAUUCCAUCUGCCAACCGUGCUCUCGUAGGCGUCGUCGCAGGUGGUGGCCGUAUCGACAAACCAAUGUUGAAGGCAGGACAGGCUUAUCACAAAUACAGGGCUAAGCGUAACUGCUGGCCCAAAGUUCGUGUGUUUGCUAUGAAUCCUGUUGAGCAUCCUCACGGUGGUGAACAUCAACAUAUUGGUUCCCCAUCAACUGUGCGUCGUGAUGCUUCACCUGGUGCGAAGGUUGGUCUUAUUGCUGCCAGACGUACUGGUAGAGUCAGAGGAACAAGGACGGUCAUUGAUAAAGAGUGAAUUUAUUGAAUUUGAAAUCUACCCAAAUACAUCGAAAUUGAAGGGAAAAA